Ilex paraguariensis (yerba mate) is the source of this 1475-nucleotide messenger RNA. Lineage: Eukaryota; Viridiplantae; Streptophyta; Magnoliopsida; Aquifoliales; Aquifoliaceae. The record is from the annotation of a GenBank genome assembly.
AUUCAAUUACACAUUCCAAAUCUCUCUCUCUCUCUCUCUCUCUACCCUAAAGCUUAUGAAAUGGCUCAUCCUCUUUCACAAUCUUGCAAUGUCUAUUCCUCAUGUUUUGCAAUUCUUUGUCUAGUUUUGGCACAAUCUCACAUUGCUUCAUCUGUUUUGUUGGUGGGUUUAAAGAACAACCACCACCAUCCCCACCACGGGAGACCUAUGUUACAUGCCAACCAGACCUCAUGUGCUCUGUUCAUGGGUUCUUGGGUUCAUGAUGAUACUUACCCCAUCUACCAAUCCUCUGCUUGUCCAACUAUCGACCCAGAAUUCAACUGUCAAAUGUACGGCCGUCCUGAUUCCGACUAUCUCAAAUACCGGUGGAAACCAGCCAACUGUGAGCUCCCCAGGUUCAAUGGGCUUGAUUUUCUGUUAAAACUGAAAGGAAAGACUGUGAUGUUCGUGGGUGAUUCACUGGGCCGUAACCAAUGGGAGUCGUUGAUUUGUUUGAUAUCAGCUGCUGUGCCGCAUUCACCAAUACAGAUGAGCAGGGGAGAUCCUCUGUCAACCUUCAAGUUCUUGGAAUUUGGCGUGGCUGUGUCUUACUAUAGAGCUCCAUAUCUGGUGGACAUUGAUGCAGUACAAGGGAAGAGAGUUCUGAAAUUGGAUGAUAUCAGAGGGAAUGGGAACGCUUGGAGGGGCGUGGAUGUUCUGUCGUUUAACACAGGUCACUGGUGGACUCACAAAGGAUCUCUUCAAGGGUGGGACUACAUGGAAUCUGGAGGGACAAUCUAUGAAGAUAUAGAUCGUUUGGUUGCUUUAGAGAGAGGGAUGAGGACUUGGGCUAGAUGGGUUGAUACCAACAUCGACAGAAGUAGAACCAGCGUUUUCUUUCAGUCCAUCUCUCCCACACACUACAACCCAAGCGACUGGAAUGCCGGGGCAACCACCGCCAAAAGCUGUUACGGCGAGACAGCUCCGUCGACUAUUACAACGUACCCUGGUGCAUAUCCAGAUCAAAUGAAGGUGGUUGUGGCAGUGAUAAGGGACAUGAACAAUCCGGCCUAUUUGCUCGACAUAACAACGCUGUCGGCGAUGAGAAAAGACGCACACCCUUCCAUCUAUAGCGGCGAUCUGAGCCCGGUGGAAAGAGCUAACCCGGACCAUUCGGCUGAUUGCAGCCAUUGGUGCCUUCCUGGUUUGCCUGAUACUUGGAAUCAACUGUUCUACACUGCUUUGCUCUACUAACUUCUACAUUACUUGUAGUUCAAAUAUAAUGGUAUAGGCAUUGGUAUAUUACUGGCAGGAUAGGCUACAUAUUUUCCCCCUCUCUCAAAGUAAUGCAUUUGGGAGGUGUAUUGUUUAGUAUGUGUAACUUGAUUAACUUGUUUUCCUGCCAAAUAUUCUAAUUUGAUGAACUUCUUCAUUUCUAUUUAGCCUUGUGAAUAGACCCAUAUUAUGGUUUGAAUCCAAUGCGACUCUAAAAAUAG